CGCGCUCAUAUGGGAAUAAUCCGCGAGAGCAGGUGCUUUUUACCUCAUGGGGGAAUGUUGUAGGAAAACUUGCCCAUGUCUCAAGACAAUAUGGGACAAAAUAUACGGACCACCACAAGCGGAGGGGGAAAAUAGCGUGAAAGUUGACGGUGACUUUACGAACAAGGGCUUCGACAAGAAUGAGACUGAACGCCGUUAUUCGAAGCCGAAGAUCAAGCCGCCUUUACCACCGAGUGCAAACAACAAUGCUGCUAUUUACAUGGCACUGUGGGACUUCAAGGCGCGCAACGACCAGGAGUUGUCCUUUAAAGCUGGAGAUAAGUUCGAGAUUACCGACCGUUCCGGUGACUGGUGGACUGCCAAUAAAAAGGACAUAUUCGGCCGUGUGACCACCGGUUUUGUUCCUUACAAUUAUCUGGCUCGAGAUUCCGUAGAGUCUCAACCGUGGUUUUUUGGAAAGAUGAAUCGUGUUGGAGCAGUGAGCCACCUCAUGUCUGAUGAAAAUAAUUAUGGAUCUUUUCUUGUGCGGGUCAGUGAGAGUGACGACAUGGGCUACGUACUGUCAGUGAGGACAAAGGAAAAUGCAAAGCACUUCAAGAUCUUUCAGACUGGUGAUCAGUUCUACGUGGAUGCGUUGUUUAAGUUCAGCAGUAUAGUAGAAGUGAUUGAACAUUAUCAAAGUCACCCACUCUCCAUUGGGGACCUACUGAGUGAGCCUUGCAUUCGGAUAAAGCCGGAGAAUGUGCCACCUCCCUCAACGGAUGAAUGGGAGCUGCCUAAAGAGGAAUUUCAGCUGGAGAAUCAGCUUGGCAGUGGUCACUUUGCUGAUGUGUACAGUGGCAAAUGGAAAAAUCACUCUAAAGUGGCCAUAAAAAUCCUCAAGAACAACGAUGCUCUUGUGCUGAGGGAGUUUCAGUUGGAGGUGCAGAUCAUGAAGCGUUUACGUCACAAGCACCUGAUUUCUCUCUUUGCUGUGUGCACUUCCUCCUCACCGUUUUACAUCAUCACCGAACUAAUAGAAAAGGGCGACUUGCUUCAUUUCCUCAGAAAUCCAGAGGGAAGAUCAUUGCAGAUGGAGUCUCUGAUUGACAUGGCAGCUCAAGUGGCAGAUGGGAUGGCAUAUUUAGAGGCAAAUAACAGUAUUCAUAGGGACCUCGCUGCCAGAAAUGUGCUUGUAGGAGAUGGAUAUGUCUGCAAAAUUGCUGAUUUUGGCCUAGCUCGAAUCAUUAAGGAGCCAGUUUAUUUAAGCGAUGACAAGAAAAUACCAUAUAAAUGGACAGCACCUGAGGCCAUUGGUCAUGGCACUUACUCCAGUAAAUCUGAUGUCUGGUCCUUUGGGAUUCUCCUUUAUGAGAUUGUUACUCAUGGAGGAAUACCUUAUCCAGGUGUCAACACUGGUGAGGUGUAUGAUCUCAUAACGAAGGAAAACUACAGAAUGCCUUCACCACCCAAGUGUCCACAAGCCAUUUACAACAUCAUGCGAGCUUGCUGGAGAAUAGAGUCAGUGGACAGACCCAACUUUAAGGUUUUGAAGGAUGAGCUGGACAACUAUCAAGGCCAAUAUAGCAGUGUGGGAAAUUAACACAGACAGAUAACAACAUCCUGUUGGCUGAAACUUUUCUAAAAGACAGAUCCAUCAUAUAAUCAUCUUCAAUGAAUUAAAUGGACUGGCAAUUAGUCCACCGUAUCAGUUUUCAGAAAAUGAGGAUGCGCACUUGAAGCACUUUUUGGAAGCUCUUAGGGAAUAAUUUAUUGGGGUUUUGGGCAAUAUACUGUUUUAUUUUAUAAUGAACAAUGUUAAAGAGUAGAUUGUACUGAUUUGAAGACCACGAAAUAAAUGUUUAAAUCUGUAAUUAACAGUUUAGUCAAUCAGAUCAGUUCUGGGGCAUCAAAAGGUUUGUAAAAAUGUCUGAUUAUAUACUGUACAGAUACACAACCCUAUACAAACCAACACAAUAUGAAUGAUAGUUGUAUAUAAACAUGGUAUUAUCAUAGUGAACAUGAAGCUAAAUUAAUAUUUCAAAGAAUAUAUAAAAUGAUAAAUGAUAUGUAUAUUUAUGAUGAUUUUUGUAUUUUAAAUAUUGAGUAAUUUGUAAACUGUAAUAGUGCACUGCAUUGUUGAUUUUUGCAAUUUACCCAAGCUAAUUCUUCAGUGCAGUCAUAAUUACCAGACUUUUAAGAAAGAAAGUGCAUGCAAGAUUAGACAAAAAUUAUGUUAUUCAUACUUUUAACUUUUAUUCCAAAUAGACACAAUCCUAGUGUACAUGACCUCUAAAGUUUAUGACCUUUUAUAAUAAAAAAUUAACUGAU
Messenger RNA from Danio rerio (zebrafish), 2310 nucleotides. RefSeq names its product PTK6 protein tyrosine kinase 6b (gene ptk6b). NCBI's taxonomy places the organism in Eukaryota, Metazoa, Chordata, Actinopteri, Cypriniformes, Danionidae. The record is from RefSeq and is marked provisional. Gene Ontology annotation, cellular component: nucleus; membrane; cytoplasm. Gene Ontology annotation, molecular function: nucleotide binding; non-membrane spanning protein tyrosine kinase activity; protein tyrosine kinase activity.